Corticium candelabrum is the source of this 2238-nucleotide messenger RNA. RefSeq lists its product as uncharacterized. Gene Ontology annotation, molecular function: protein binding. Lineage: Eukaryota; Metazoa; Porifera; Homoscleromorpha; Homosclerophorida; Plakinidae. The transcript is spliced from 13 exons. The coding region runs from base 60 to 1931 and encodes 623 amino acids. The record is from RefSeq and is a predicted model, not a curated record.
UGUAAGUCACUUCACCUGACGAAUUUCGCGUGUGUGUCAACUGUCUGUGUAUCUCCACGAUGGCUGUACGAAUGAAAGACCGCAAUCCCGACCCUCCGACUCCUCUUCCAACCGACCGAAGCGAAGAUUUCAUUCAAGAUCCUGAAGAGCUUUUCGCGCCAAUUCCGUUUCCCUUCUCUCUUGUCUGCAAGAAAGUAGAUAUCAUAUUCGACAGGGCUUGGGACGAAAUAGAACGACGAGAGAAAGAGAGAGAGCGACUGGCAAUGAAAGUGCUCGUACCAAACUACGAGUGUGACGCUCUUGCGCAGUCUGAUGCGGUGAUGGCGUCGGAACGGACAUCUGAUGAGACAUAUCUGAUUGUCGUUGACGCGAAGUGUGUGUAUGUGAGGAGAUACGAUGGUGGGGAUGUCGUGGCUGAGUGUUUGAGAGACGAGGAAGAGAGAGGAGAGGAGAACGACGGCGCACGCACUUGCUGUCUUUCUGUCGCUGUGUGUUGUCCGAAUUGCUGCGUUAUUGCGAUAUCCGAUGGACAAGGAUUAUAUAUUUACAUGUUUUAUAUGACGACACUCGUCCUUCUUAGAGACAUAACAAAGCAGGACAAUAUGGAUGGUGUUGGGAGAUGUUUGUUGUCAUCUGGUGGUGACUUUCUUGCAGUGUUAAGAAAUAAUAACACUAUCGAGUUCUUGUCACUUCCCUUUGCUUCAUGGACAGAUGAGAACACUCUACAAAAACUAGAGACUGAAGCAAAUGAACUUGAGAAACUCUCUGUAUUACGUUCUACACUCAUCAAACCAACUCUCAUAUUAAGAAUUCAUCCACAAGCCUUGCCGCCGUUCUCUCAAUUUUCUCAUCCAUCCGACAUACUGAACUCCAUCCUCAACGACAUCAAUUCUCUCCCGACGGGACUAAACCAUCCUCUCACUCAGCGUUACUUCAAAUCAAGUGGCACACAACUGGAGACACCAGACAUGAGGUUGGGAGACUUGCAUUUCGUGCAGUCUGUGGGGAUUCCAAAGCCACGAGCUGUAGAGGAUACGGUCAUUGUGUGGUGGACUGGAUGCCACAUAUUGUAUUUCUAUUCGUUGACACAUCAGAGGAAAGAUGUUGAUCUGAACCCGAUACGUACCAUUCCUGGUGCAGGCCACAUAGCCUCUUCUUCAGUCAGUCCAGACUCACGUUUGCUGGCAAUCGGCUAUGCGAAUGGUUUCACAGUUGUGUGGGACCUUUUCUCAUAUUUGGCUAUGUGUACAGUAAAGCCUUCUGCUGGCAGUUUAACUGCACUGCUAGUCAUUCCAGCAGGUAAGCAGCAAUAUAAUGUCAUGAUGGGAACAUCAGAUGGUGAACUGAUGCGAAUACAAACGUAUGAAUUUGGUGGUGGACACGAAGAGAUUAAAAUGGAACGUGAUUCAGAUGAGGCAAGAAGUGUGGCUGGUCUUUGUGCUUCUGCUUGUAUGUCGUCUCUGGUUUUAGUUGUCUCUACGUCGAAUCACAAACAGCUCAUCUUUUAUGACAUAGAAUCAGGGCAGGAGGUGUGUGAGUUGUCGCUGCCCAAACGAGUCGAAGUCGAACGUUGUUUUCUUGGCAACAAGCAACCACUGCUCUAUGUGUUAGGAAGAGAUGGGCAGCUUUAUUGUUUAUCUUUGACGGCGUGUAGUGCUGUGAGGCCUUAUAUUCAUGGAGCCUUGGUGUGUGAUGAGUUUGAUCCGUUUCAGUGGAUGUUUGAACACAGAGCUCAACAGCUAUUGGAAGAAGACAGGAAGAAGUAUGAUGGCAUUACUCAAGAACAGAAGGAUAGAGACUUGAAAAUAUUACUUGAAAGCCUUGAAUUGAAAGCCAAGGAAAUGUACGAGCAAGCAGUAGAACAAAAGGAACUGCAGCAAUCUCAUAGCAGCAGCCAUAAUGACAACCAAUCACAGUGUUCGUCUUAUUGAUUUGUGAUUAUUUCUGAAUUAUGCCACACUUGCUCCAUAUUGGUAUUACAGUGAACGUCAAGGUACUGUACAAUAAAUGUGGGUGAUUAGUGAGUGAUUUUACACUGUACUUGAACUCAAACUCGAGGCGCCUGUGGCUGUAAAAACACGAUUUGCUUGUUGGUGACUAUAAAUUGUUUGAUUAAAUCUACUUGAUAAAAUGUUGUAAAUAAGAUAUUUUUGUUAUUUAAAAGUAUGUCCAAGUGUGGUCACAUCACUUGUACAUGUGUACAUAUGCACGCAUGUCUUUGCCCAGCUGUCGCAGUCA